AUGGGGCAAGGCAAGGAGACGAAGACGCGACCAGACCCCAAGGUGGAGAUCCAGGAGAAGGGCGAGAUCUUCUUCUUCUACCGCCCCAAGGUAGACAAGAACGAGGCGCACAGCCCCGACGACGUGCAGCGCAUGUACAUCGUCCUGCGCCCUGAGUCCACCGGCGGCCGCGGCGUCGAAGAGAAGCAGGCGCCGGACUCCGGCAAGGAAGGCCGCAAGCGCCACCAACAAGGCGACGGUGGCCAGGGAAGAAACGAGGAGAAAGGCGCGGAAGGCGGCCACGGCAAGGAGGAGGUGGACAUCGAAGAGCAGCCGUUGCUCCGACUGGUCGUGAUGGGGAAGAAGAGCCUGCCGGACCCGGCGAAGCACAGCCGCCCGUACUGGGGUUACGUCGAGCUCGUCACCACAAAGGUCCAGGACAUCAAGGACGCGCUCAAGGAAGAGGAGUACAGCACGGCGACGCGAGGUAAGCGGCACAGGCCGGCGGCGCGGGCGUUGGGCGAGGGCGUGUACCGCAUCCUGAAGCACGAGACGUCCGGCGGGCGGGGGCGGAGCCCGCAGUCGCACACCCACCUCGUGUACAAGCUGGAGCUCCGCACCCGCGGCGCCGGGGAACCGCAGGAGGCGAUGAACGUGGCGCCGGAGGCGUCGUUCCUCGUGCAGGUGAAGAACCCCGACCCGCCCUCCGGCGGCCGCGACGGCGGCGGGUUCCGCGGGCUGCAGAGCAAGCGCCGGGCGGCGUUCCCCGCCCACCUACAGGGCGCGUUCGGCAGCCGGCGGUACGCGCCGGCGGACCCGCCGGACCUGCUCAACUACGAGGGGUGCCAGCUACUGCUCAUCGCGGCGUCGGACGACGUGGAGGACGAGCUCGGGCUGCAGCUGGAGGGCGAAGUGGAGGUGGAGGACGGCGAGGGUGAGAAUCAGCAGGCCGCGGCGAGCUGCUCGGACCUGGUGAAGAUGUUCGGCGAGGUGGCCGACGUGAAGCCGCUGCUGAGCGGGAGCUGGGACUAG
Messenger RNA from Miscanthus lutarioriparius, 1011 nucleotides. Lineage: Eukaryota; Viridiplantae; Streptophyta; Magnoliopsida; Poales; Poaceae. The record is from the annotation of a GenBank genome assembly.